CCGACAUUUCUUCCAAAGCACAUUUAUAUUCUCUGUGAGGUGUCGUGAUCUCGUGGCAAAAAUUAUCCCUAGCCCUGGUUGCUGCAUCGUCCAAAGUCCAAAAUCCAAGAUUCACGGCAUCGCCAAUUACGUCAUCUUUGAUUGGAUAAUUCUCGCCCGAUGAAUGGCCAUCACCCAAUCCGGCCUUUAGGACCGGGAAUCAAUGUACCGUUGGUUGCAUUUUUCCAUCCAGAUACCGAGGAUGUGGAUGUCGAAACCACGGCCAAACAUGCAGUCCGACUGGCAAAGGCAGGGUUGACCGCCGUCACCACGCAGGGUUCCAAUGGUGAAGCUGUGCAUCUGACCAGGCAAGAACGAAUCCUGGUGACCAGCACAGUCCGCAAGGCUCUUGACGAAGCUGGCUUCACCGAAUUUCCUAUCGUCGUCGGCACCGCCGCCCAGUCGGUCCGCGAAACCAUUGAGUUGUGUCAAGACGCCUAUCGGGCAGGAGGAGACUAUGCGCUGGUGCUGCCACCCUCGUACUACAAGUCAGCAUAUACUCAACAGUGUUUGAUCGACUACUUUGAGGGCGUCGCCGAUGGCUCGCCGAUCCCAAUUCUCAUCUACAACUAUCCUGGAGCGGUGGCUGGGGUGGAUCUGGACUCUGACACUAUCAUCCAACUGGCCAGGCACCCCAAGAUUGUAGGCUGCAAAUUGACCUGUGGCAAUACGGGCAAGCUCAACCGGAUCGCACAUGCGGUGAAUGCAGCGACGCCAUCAGAGCCUAACUCUGGGUGGCUGGCAUUGGGAGGCUCAGCCGACUUUACUCUUCAGACGCUCAUUGCAGGAGGGUCAGGUAUCAUCACGGGAUUGGGGAAUAUCGUGCCCAAGGCAUGCGUCAAGGUAUAUGAUCUGUACGCUCAAGGCAAGGUGGAGCAAGCACAAAAGUUGCAGGCGGUGGUCGCGCGAGGAGACUGGGCUGUCAUCACGGGCGGUGUUACAGGGACCAAAAGUGGAUUGGAGUCUUAUUUUGGGUAUGGAGGAUAUGCACGACGACCUCUUCCCCGACCCAGCAAGGAGGAUGUGGUCAAGUACCAAGGGUUACUGAAGGAAGCAAUGGAACUGGAGAAUUCCCUAUAAGGACAUCUGGAGGUUAUCUGAUCUGUCAAUGUUGCGUGGGCGGAUGGGCUUGUGUGAGAGGUACUGACUACUCACUGUUCUGGGAGGAUCUCGUGACCUGGGUGGCUCCAGCAUCCAAGUGAGCAUAAGACAAGUCACCGAGGCCGUUGUUUAGCGUGGGAGGUUUCUUGACUUGAAUUUGAUGCAAUGUACAACACUUGCAAGCAAGAAGGAGAACAUAUUGAGGUAUAGCCAUGUUGGUGCAAAUUAAUGCAAUGAUCAAGCUGAUGCAAUUGA
This is a messenger RNA of Exophiala mesophila, 1395 nucleotides long. RefSeq lists its product as uncharacterized. The record is from RefSeq and is a predicted model, not a curated record. Gene Ontology annotation, molecular function: 4-hydroxy-tetrahydrodipicolinate synthase activity. The transcript has a single exon. Bases 160 to 1119 code for a protein of 319 amino acids. NCBI's taxonomy places the organism in Eukaryota, Fungi, Ascomycota, Eurotiomycetes, Chaetothyriales, Herpotrichiellaceae.